AUGCAAUUGCUACCCCGAAUCCUGUCCAUUGCCGCAUGCGCGACCAGUCUGGUCGACGCCUAUGCGGUCUCUACGGAGAGGCUUGCGCUAACAAACCGUGCCCUGCCUAACUCACCACGUGGCUAUACUCCCUCAGAAGUCGAUUGCCCGUCUAACUCGCCCUCCGUCCGGUCUGCAUCAAGCCUGUCGCCAAAUGAAACAUCGUGGCUGGAAUUAAGAAGAAACAAUACCAUCGAUCCUAUGCGGGAGUUUCUUGGCCGCAUGAACAUCUCAGGAUUUGAUACCACUGCGUUCUUUGAUCGGGUCUCAAACAACGCUUCGGAACUGCCAAAUGUUGGCAUCGCUUUCUCCGGAGGCGGCUGGCGUGCUUUGCUCAACGGUGCCGGUGCAUUGCAGGCCUUUGACAGCAGGACAGCUGGUUCAGAGACUGGGGGAAGGCUCGGCGGGCUGUUCCAGUCGUCUACCUAUAUUGCCGGUCUGUCCGGCGGCUCCUGGCUUGUCGGCAGUAUCUAUGUCAAUAACAUCACUACUGUUGGUGCUCUACAGGAAGAUGACAGUGGCUCUGUUUGGGAAUUUGGUAACAGCGUGAUCGAAGGUCCCGAAAGCCAGGGCAUCCAGAUUCUAUCUACUGCUGACUACUGGACCGACCUCUAUCACGAAACCGAAGCCAAAGCCGAUGCUGGCUUUAACACCUCAAUCACAGAUUUGUGGGGAAGGGGUCUCAGUUUCCAGUUGAUCAACGCCACCGAAGGAGGCCCGGCGUACACAUGGUCGUCGAUCGCACUCACUGACGGCUUCCAAAACGCUGACAUGCCAUUUCCCAUUGUCGUUGCCGACGCUCGCGCUCCUGGCGAGAGGCUCAUUUCUCUGAACACAUCCGUCUUCGAGUUUAAUCCCUUCGAAAUGGGCACCUGGGAUCCCACCCUGUUUGGCUUUAUGCCGCUUCAAUAUGUUGGCACCAACAUGACAGAUGGGGAGGUCACCGAGAAUGCCCAGUGCGUGGUCGGAUUCGAUAAUGCAGGUUUCGUCAUGGGAACUUCUUCGUCGCUCUUUAACACGCUCCUGCUCAAUCUCGACUCUGUCCGAUCCGACAUUCCCGAGGCGCUCUUCGGGCUCGUUGAAGGCUUUUUGGGCGCCAUUGAUGAGGACGACAAUGAUAUCGCCGACUAUACGCCUAAUCCGUUCUUUGGCUACCGGUCCGAGGAGAGUCGGUAUGCAGACUCUGAGCGCUUGACGCUGGUCGAUGGUGGUGAGGAUCUGCAAAACAUCCCUCUGCACCCUCUGAUUCAACCCUCCCGGCACGUUGAUGUGAUCUUCGCCGUGGAUUCCUCCGCCGACACCAGUCAAAGUUGGCCAAAUGGCACCGCCCUGGUUGCCACCUACUCACGCCAAUUCGGCGACAUUGCCAAUGACACCGCUUUUCCAAGCGUCCCAGACCAGAACACCUUCGUCAACCUCGGUCUUAAUACCCGGCCAACUUUCUUCGGAUGCGACCCGUCCAACAUGACCGAUGGUCUCAAUGUGCCUCUGGUCGUGUACAUUCCCAAUGCCCCUUACGUGUACAACAGUAACAUAUCCACUUUCCAGCUGGCGACCAACAACUCAGAGCGUGAUGCCAUCGUACUUAACGGGUACAACGUGGCGACCAUGGGAAAUGCUACGCUUGAUGAAACAUGGCCAACCUGUGUGGGCUGCGCCAUCAUCUCUCGCAGCCUCGAUCGCGCGGGCAUUGAGGUCCCGGAAUCAUGCCAACAGUGCUUCAGGGACUUUUGUUGGGAUGGCACGGUCAACAGCACAGAGCCAGCGCCGUACGAUCCCACCCUGAAGAUUGCAGAUGAAGCCGUGAACGUGGAGAGUGCAGCCACGGUGAUGACCCUCAGCAAUAGUGGGCUACUGGUAACAGUUGCCGCCGUUGUUGGUGCGUUGGCUUUGAUAUAA
Molecule: messenger RNA, 1938 nt
Organism: Cyphellophora europaea CBS 101466
Lineage: Eukaryota; Fungi; Ascomycota; Eurotiomycetes; Chaetothyriales; Cyphellophoraceae
Exons: 2
Coding region: 1-1938 (645 amino acids)
Biological process (GO): glycerophospholipid catabolic process
Cellular component (GO): intracellular membrane-bounded organelle; cytosol
Molecular function (GO): A2-type glycerophospholipase activity
Source: RefSeq, a predicted model, not a curated record